Messenger RNA from Bradysia coprophila, 2004 nucleotides. RefSeq names its product NADPH oxidase 4-like. Gene Ontology annotation, molecular function: superoxide-generating NAD(P)H oxidase activity. Gene Ontology annotation, cellular component: plasma membrane; NADPH oxidase complex. The record is from RefSeq and is a predicted model, not a curated record. Gene Ontology annotation, biological process: superoxide anion generation; defense response. NCBI's taxonomy places the organism in Eukaryota, Metazoa, Arthropoda, Insecta, Diptera, Sciaridae.
AGUUCGAGAACAUAUGCAUUUACAAAAAGUGCUGUUAUGAUGUGUGCGCCUAUACUAAUAACUAUUAGUCUAUUAUUCGACGACAGUGAAUGAAUAUUGACUGGUAUGGAAUUAGAUGCCUGGGCCGCCUGUGUUAACUAUACAAUCGAUCAUAUACUAACAAAACAAUCGGAGUGGAAAAUAUUUGUCGAAUUCACUGUUCAGUGUAAGAGAUGCUGUUUCGAUAACUGGAGCACGCAAAAAGGGGAACAUGUGCGUUAAUUUGAAAAUAUUCAAUUGUACCAAAUGGUUCUUUGUGAAAUACAUUUUUCUGUUUCUGUGGAUCCUGUCACUGUUUCUGGUGUUCUGUAAGUCAUACAAAUUUUAUUAUGACGAACCGGAGUAUGAACGACUAAAGAAAAUUGUUGGGCAUGGACUCUGCAUUUCACGGGCAACCGCUCCUGUACUGUACUUCCUUGUUGCGAUUUCCAUUUUACCGGUGUGUCGCACUUUCAAUCAAAUCAUCCAUUGCAUCUUAAGACGAAUAUCGACAUUUUGCUUAACAUUUUACUUGGAAAACAUUAAGGUCUUGCACAUGACAUUCAGCAUUGGACUGGUUUUAGUGUCUGUUAUCCAUGCUGUGGCGCAUACAAUAAAUGCAAAAAAUUUCGUACAAUUUUAUGACUGGCAGCAUUUGGAUCUGAACUGGGCAAGGGGGACGAAUGAUUCUUACCUCAGAUUGAUAUUUGCCACACCGACUGGAUUUUCCGGAUGCUUUAUGCUGUUUGCUUUGAUUGUAAUGUGGAUCUCAUCCACACGUCCCAUUCGUCACUAUUACUACAAUUGCUAUUUGGCAUUGCACCAUCUAUUUAUGCUGAUGGUGUUGGUGCUGCUGUACUUUCACUCGUUGGGUUUUUAUUUACUUCUCGCCAGCAAUAUCAUUAAAUUCCAAACCAACGUUGACCUCCCAUGUGCACACGAUGUCAACGCUACUGAUGAAACGUGUCACAACAAGGAACAAUUCUCUUCUGGCGAACAUAGAGGGUGGAUAUGGCCAACGAUUGGCUUGUUCAUAUACUUAGCGGACGCCUUCGUCCGAUUCAUAAAACGAAAUGCGAAUGACGUUGUGCUUCACAAUAUGCAAAAGUUCCCGGGCAAAGCUGUCUUCCUGCGUUUGGGUCUCAAUAAGAGUAAAAUGAACAUACGACCGGGCCAGUAUAUUUUACUGCAGUGCCUGAAUAUAUCUUCAUUGGAAUGGCAUCCAUUCACAGUCACUAAGGUCCCUACCAAAACCGAUCAUACAUUCACCUUGCUCAUCGCAACUCGGGGUGACUGGACAAUGGAACUGUACGGAAAAAUGUCGUCGCGGUUAUGCUUCCAAAAGCAUCAAACCAUCAAAACAUAUCAUAAGCGUCCGCCACUAAAAUUCCUUGUCGAUGGACCAUUUCCCAGCCCAUUGGAGUCGAUAUUUCAACAUAAAAUUACGUUGUGCGUGGCUGGUGGUGUGGGUAUAACUCCGUUUAUAUCGGUACUGAAUGAUUUGCUUUAUAAGUUGCGGAAAGAACCGAGUCGCAUACAUUUGACAUGGGUGGUUACGCAUGUGGAACAGAUUUUGUGGUUUUCGAGUAUUUUUGAGCAGCUGAUGGAAAAGUUGUGGCAACAGAACGCUCCGGAUCGUUUGGACAUUCAACUUUAUGUAACAAAAAAUUUCAACGCCCAAAAAAUUGCUAAAAUCUUCCAUCAAGAGUCUUCGUUUGUUAAAUCCAGAAUACACUCGGGCCGACCGAAUUGGUGCAGUCUAUUCUCGUAUUUGGACUUUCUCUAUCAAAAGCAAGAAGUUGCAGUGUUCAGUUCGGGUCCGAAAAGCCUGAAUGCAGAAAUUCAAAAAAUGUGUCACGAAAAGAAUAAACUUGGCUACAACUACUGGUUUCUACACCAAGGAUUUCAUUGAAAUAUCACAAAUGGAAAACAAAUGAAAAAUUGUAACAACGGCUGACGAGAGGUAUUUGAAUAAAAUUUUGUAAA